UGUUGUGCUUUGAUACAAUACUAGUACUGUUUAUUUGAAUACAGUAUCACUGUUGUUUAUAAUACAGUACUAGUUUGUAUUCAGCUUUAUUGAAGACCAGCUUUCUAUAAGAUUGCCUGGUUCUUCAACCCUUCUGAUUACUUGGUUCUUGCAGCAAUUUUAAUCACUUGCAUUGUUACUACUUGGUCUACAUUAUUACCACCUGCUCUUAUUCAGCAACAGUUACGAGUUUACAUUUUUUGCCUUUACGGUUUAAAUUGUUUUCAGCUGCCUCAAUUUUUCCCGGUGGUCCUGCUCUGUCGCACCUUACUGCUUCUCGGCAGUUAUCCGAAAUCCAGUUUUGUUCAUACCGGUGUGGAGUUACUGCAAACGUACCGCAGAAUAGCUCUUGUUUUUGUGUAACAACUGGACCUUGCGGCUUUGACGGCGAAAUUCUUCAACCGAACUACAAUUGUUCCGCCCCUGCCUACUGAUUCAGCCAAACCCUUAGGUUGAUUUCAGAGAGGCUGAAAAAGUAGGAAAAAAAAAUUCCCGCUUGCCCUACCCUGCACGUAUCCGGCUAUCCUACUCACUCGCCUUAAACUUUAUAUCUUAGGCGCAUUGCCCCUUCCAUCUCUCUAUUGGAUCAACUGAUAGCAUGGCCAACAUGACCGGAGCGUCUACCUCGUCACAUCGAGAUCUUUGUCAGUAACCCUUCUCCCUUUCACAAUCUUGAUCAGCUUGGGAAAAAUAGAGUGAUUCUAAUAAAGAAAAUAGAUAGGGACGGAACUUUCAAGCAACGGCAGUUGAUGAAAUGGCGCUGGGCUAUUCAGCAUAGGCACCAUCAUGCGGCCACCAAUGGUGCAACUGCCAUCUCCACGGAGGAUAUAGUUUUUCUUAACACUCUCCUGACCACGCUGAGCUUUUAUCGCUGGGUCGGUAACGACUUUAACUUGACCAAGAUUGGAAGAGCGGUUAGGUACCUUGCCGACGAGACUCUUUUCGGCGAUGACCUUUCGAACAGAGCGAGGAUCCUCCUCGAACGGUGGGAUAAUGGUAAUUUCACGCCGGGUCCUAUCGAAGACCUGUUCGAUGACGAUUUCAGCUCCGAGACUGGAGAAGAUUCUGAUAGCGCUGAUGAGGGUGUCGUGGGGAGCGCUGCCUACAGGCAUGUCAUGAGAGGCAUCGAUGUGGUUCUUAGCGCAACCGGGAGAAAAACAUAUAUGUUGGAUAGGAGCUUUGACAAAAGGUCUGCCGAUGUAUUUGGAGCUAACGGGCUUGCUGUCGGAGAGUACGUUGUUCUCUUUAUAGCCUUCCUUUAGUCCUAAUCUUAAUUGCAGAAAUAUGCUAACAAGGGUGUAAUAGCUGGUGGCCAUAUCAGAUCUGCGCACUCAGAGAUGGAGCUCACGGUUCUCGUAUGGGCGGCAUCCAUGGUCGUGUUAAUUCGGGUGCCUACAGUAUCGUAAUCUCGGGUGGAUACGAAGAGACCGACAGAGACUACGGCGAUAGGAUCCUUUAUACCGGUUCCCGCGGCGAGAUAAUUCCAAACAGCCCCCAAGUUGCGCCUCUCACCAACGCUACCAUGUCUCUUAUUAAAUCCUACCAAACCAGGAAGGCGGUUCGCGUUCUUCGCUCAUCGAAGUGCAACUCGAGAUGGGCACCUGCUGUCGGUAUCCGAUAUGAUGGGAUUUAUCGUGUUAUGAACUACGAGAUUGAAGAGGAUCACGAAGGGAAGCCGUACUAUCAAUUCGAAUUGCAAAGAAUUCUGGGUCAGGAGCCGAUCAAUACAACUAGACCGGAUGCGAAGGAGAGGACGGACUUUGCUCGUGUUACCGGGAAGUAAUGGCUGCUUGCAGUCAUCGGAUGGGUGGGAGGCGAGUUAGCUGUAUGCUGUGAUUGGAAAGGAAGAAGAGGGGAUGAGGGGGAAGAGGGGAUGAGGGGAGAGGCGAAAACGAAAAACGAAAACCGAAGAAAAAAAACGCAGUAUUACGAAAAUUACGAAAAUAAUAACGACAAGGUUACGAUAGCGGAUUUUUUUUGUUUCCUUUCUUCUUGGAGCAUUACGGGGUAAUGGUUCAUUGGAACCUAUAAAGGAAGUCAUGCAGCGGAUUACUUCGGACUGCGCUUCUGUGGAAGGCUUGGAAAUCGUCGGAAUAGUGCUGUUUUUUUGGUCUUAGUACGGCGACACUGGGACUACCAUGGCUCUGGUCUGACGAUUAAUGGGGAACUGCAAAGGAACGAGUUAUCGGGUUGGAGAUUGAUAGAGCUGAUAGUUUGGGUCUUCUCAAGUUGAAAGGAGGUCGAAUGGGAUUGGUGGAAAAAAAAAAAGACGGAACUCGGCAGAAAAUAGGAUCAUACCCCACGGAGGGUACGGAGGACAUCAAAUUGGUCUCAAGUACUUCUUACAACGACACCAACCCCACAAUCGAUGAAGGAUGAAAGACAGAAGGGCAGUUAGGGAAAUACCGUUUGAUAUGGGGUGAGUUGGAGGGAUGGGUUUGCUUUGCAUUGACGGAUGGAGAUGGAGGAGCUGGUACUGAGUUGUUGUAACUGGCUCUUGUCGCGGAAAAUUGAUGGAUCGGAUACCGGUUUUGUGUUUGUGUUUUGUGUUUGUAUUUUGUUUUUGCUCUUUUGUCUUGCGGUCAUGAGAUGUCGGUGUUUUACUCUUUUGCCUUCAUGUUGUGGGGUACCAAUGUAAUGGGAUUUUUAUUUUAUUUUAACUAGCAUGGGAAAAGCGGGAACUGGUUGGAGGGAUAGAAAAUCUGAUGGGGUUUAAAGCUGGGUGGCAAUAGGUGGAGACCGAGGGGUCGGAUGAAGGUGGAUUGGUGUAGCUACUGGUGGAGCUCUUCCUUGAUUGUCAUGGGUUGCUGGAAAAUUUGUCUUGCCUUUUGUUUUUCCUGUUAUCUUUUUGCCGCAAGCUUAGUACACUUAUAUCAUGGCACUUGAAUGAGAGUUUCCCCUAAUGAAAUUGGCGGAGUGCGUGUAGUGCUCUUUUGAACUGUGACAAGUGAAUAAGUAAAAGUCCCAGUAGCCGGUAGAAAAUGUCAUGAUAUUAUACCUAGGUAAUGGUUGGUUUGGUUUACGGCCCUGCUAGCGAGCUCAAACUCUAACAUAAAUUUGUGCCUGACAUUAAGUCUCACGGUGUUUGGUUGGCGCGGGGACAAGGGCUGGAGUUUCCUUUUUUACAAUAGCACGAUGAUAGAAUAACCGCUUUGAUAUAAACACUGGAAGUCGAGUUUAUGUGAAUUUUGGCGAAGAAGGCUUCGUAGAGGAGGUGUCGGAGCAGGAUAACGGAUUUUUGAUUACAUGGAGAAUAUUUAAAGAUGGUGAAAAUAUCUAGAUCUACAAGUUGAUUGGAUAAGGUUGGAACUAUAUACUACUAGUAGUUCAGUAUGGUUUGUGCACUUCAAAAUGUAUACAGGGCUGAAAAAAAUGUGUUACAUGUGGCCGUGCAAAAUUAACUGCCAAGACCUAAUUCCCAGU
This is a messenger RNA of Tuber aestivum (summer truffle), 3462 nucleotides long. The record is from the annotation of a GenBank genome assembly. NCBI's taxonomy places the organism in Eukaryota, Fungi, Ascomycota, Pezizomycetes, Pezizales, Tuberaceae.